ACAUUAUGGCUAAAAAUUAUCAGUGAUAUUUGAUUUGAUUUUUUUUACUUUUCGUCUUUCUUAAUUCGCUUGAAUUAAUCAAUCAAAAAACAAAGCAAAAAAAUCAUCUGAAAUUCAAGAAAUGGCCAUACAAAAUAUUCAUAAACAAGCUAUACUUAAAUUGAUUAAUUCAUUUACAACAUUCAAAACUAAACAUCAUCAACAACAACAACAAUGCGAUGGUCAACAAUCCAAUAAUAAUAAUAAUUUUUUCACAUCUUCCAAUCAACAACAAUCCGAAUAUUUAUUAUUUAAAGAACCACAAACAUUGAUUGAUUUAUCAUCGUUAACACGUUUAGGUUUUAUUAUAUCAAAAUUUGAACAGUAUUUUCGUCCAAAUUUAUUACUUAUUAAUGGUGUUGGUGGUGGUAGUGUUGGUAAUAAUAGUGAUAAUAAUGAUAGUGACAAUAUUUUGGGCAUCCAACAACAACAACAGCCACAAUCUAAAAUAAAUAAUCAUCAAAAUUUAUUAUAUAAUAAUUUAGAAACAACCGCCAUACAACAACAAUCAUCACAACAUGUUCAAAUGUUAAUAUUAUUAAUACGUGAUUGGAUGUUACAAUUUUAUUUGGAUAAAAGAAUGGAAAGGCCAUAUAAAUGUGAAACAUGUUUGAAAACAUUUCCAACAAGUUAUAAAUUGAAUCGUCAUAAUUAUUCACAUUCCGGUGAAAGGCCUUAUAUGUGUCAAUGGCCUAAUUGUGAUAAACGUUUUAAUGAUAAUUAUCAUUUAAGACGUCAUAUGAAUACACAUACUGGUGAAAAACCAUAUCCAUGUAUUUAUCCUGGAUGUACAAAACGUUAUUCACGUUCAGAAGAUUUACCAAUCUCAAUCUGGAAAUAA
This is a messenger RNA of Dermatophagoides pteronyssinus (European house dust mite), 880 nucleotides long. RefSeq lists its product as uncharacterized. Lineage: Eukaryota; Metazoa; Arthropoda; Arachnida; Sarcoptiformes; Pyroglyphidae. The record is from RefSeq and is a predicted model, not a curated record.